AUGUCGACUUUCUUCUACGGCGGUCAGCAUCAUCAGCAACAACACCACCAAGUCCAACACCCUCACCCAAUGCCUCAAUCCCAUAACCAUCAUGGACGCUCCAGGAGGGCACCACGCUUAUCCUCGGCUCAAAACUCACACCGUCAGUUUCGUGGCCCCAAGAUCGUUAAGGAGGUCGUCGUUGCGGAAGCUCCCAGCAUUACUGCCUACCGAGCAAGAUUUGAGGCUGGCCGUUCAUUCGAUAUCGAUGACGACCUUGAAUUCUGUCCAAAUCUCUUGACAUUUGAUGAGGUUUGUGCCGAUUUUUCUGACCCAACAAGAUUCCUUGCUGACCUCGAGAAGCGACAGUCGGUGACUUCAGGAUCUGAUCGUUCCUCACUGUCCAGUGGUUCUCCCAGCUCGUCUCCUCUUCAAACCCAGAUCCAACCUCAUCAAAUCACUCCAUCCCUGUCCAUCUCCUCAGCUGCCACGUCUGCAUAUAUGUCACCUCCAAACUUUACCGGCAAUAACAGCAGCCUUAAAAUUCACCAACCUUCCGCUAUUCGCUCAUCUCGCACGAGCGCCAUUCCCAUUGUAAAUCCCUCUACCGGCAACCGCAUUGCAAGCCCACCAUCGUCCAUCUCCCCUGGUAUGAUGCAGCAGACAACCAUGGCUCGUCGCUGGUAG
This is a messenger RNA of Exophiala aquamarina CBS 119918, 666 nucleotides long. RefSeq lists its product as uncharacterized. Bases 1 to 666 code for a protein of 221 amino acids. The record is from RefSeq and is a predicted model, not a curated record. The transcript has a single exon. Lineage: Eukaryota; Fungi; Ascomycota; Eurotiomycetes; Chaetothyriales; Herpotrichiellaceae.